UCCGGUGUGGGACGAACCUUUCCCCUCUCUCUCUCAGUCUUCUCCCGGCGCGGCUUGGAACGGAAAAGCACGUCAAGAACAUUGUUUUUACGUCUCCUGUAGGGAAGCGGACGGCUGGUGGUGCAUGGAGGGAGAGGCCUACGAGGUGCGGCGUUUGCAGGAUGGUGGGAAGUGAGGACAGACGUGAGGCAGACCAGCAGGAGUGAACCAUGGGGCCGCGUAAUGUGCAACAGGUCCUAACAGAUGCUGAGGGCAGCGAGGAGGGCGACGGCGGCGGCGGCACAGGCGGAGAGGGGGGCGGCGGAGGAGGUGGAGGCACUGGCUGGGAAUGGUGGAGGGCGGCGCUGUGUUGCUGGAAGGAAGAACAUCCUCGCCACGCCUGUUGUCGCUGCUGCUACUACUGCUGUUAUUGCUGCUGCUGCUGUGACAAGGAUGACAAAACAAUAUCAAACACACGCAAGGCGGACAUACAGUAUAUACUUCAGAUGGUAUUUCUCACACUGCACCUUGGUGCUCAGCUGGACGGUAGCUUCCACAGUGAUGCUGCAGCUCUGAUCCACUUUGCUAUGAUCGAAGCACGAUGGCUGAAAUUUGGCAUCGGGGGACGAAAACCACUAUCGGGGCAUCAAUCGUGCGUGAUCGGGGUGUUUCGGGGGUCAUCGGGCAACAGACGGCGCAUGCGGGCGUUGCGGGGGAUGUCCGGGCAUCGGGGCAAAAAUUUUGAACCUGUUCAAAAUUUUCAGCCGACUGGCCGACAAAUGUCAAACAGCGGAUUUGUAGGAGUCCCCUGUGGCAAGGUAACGCAGGGUGAUGGCAACCCGUGUGCUAGGGUCGAUGGGUUUCCGCCAUCUACUAGUCUUCCUCUCGAUGAUUGGGGUCACGGCCUCGACGAUGCUGUCAAAGAGCUCCCUGUCCAUCCUGGUGUAAUUCUUGUACAGGUCUGGGUUCUCCUUAUACAAUUCGUCCAUGAGGGUGUCGUAGUGUCCAUACCUCAGUCUUUUCUGGAGCCCCGAUUCCAAUCGUGCCUGUCGGGGCACCACAAUCGUGUAUGUGUGAGUCCAGCAUUAGCCGUGAAGGAUCUCAAGUCGGAUAUUUACCACCAGAUCGAACUCCGGCGGUCCAACUCGGUCUCGUCCCGCCAGCUUCCUGUGAUAGACGUGCGUCCCAUCGAGUUCUGGUCUGGGGUGCGAGGUGAGGGAGUGCAGCCGCGCCUUCCGGGCCCCGUCAGGUCACCCGUGGCGCCCAGGUCACCCCGCUGGUCCUCCAAAGCCACUGAGUGUGAAAGUUUAACCAAGAUCCGACCCCACCUCUACGCCUCUACCUCCUCCUCACUGGAAGAAGGCCCAGAUGAGGACCAGCUAGGAAGGAUCCACUUCUCACUCCACUAUGAUGCACUGGCCGCCGUUUUGCGAGUUAAGGUGAUAGAGGCAAUGGAUCUUCCGCGACCAGCGUGUAAAGACCGCAACGACCUAGCUCACUCCAACCCCUAUGUCAAGGUGUCCCUCCUUCCUGACACCAAGAACUCACUCCAGACUUCAGUGAAGAAGAAAACACAAGAUCCACUGUUUGAGGAGACAUUUACAUUUGAGGUGCCAUAUAAAGAAGUGGUGCGGCGGACUCUGGAGCUCAAGGUGAAAGACUUUGACAAGUUUUCCCGUCACUGUGUGGUGGGCCAUGCACUGCUACCCCUUCAGAAAGUCAAUCUGGCCCGGUCAUCACGGCACUGGCAGCCCCUCACUCCCUGCAACCUAGAGACUGAGGAAUAUGGAGAGAUUCUGUUGUCCCUCAAUUACCUACCCACUGCUGGAAGACUUAAUGUGGAUGUGAUCAAGGCAAAGCAGCUGCUCCAGACUAACUUAGUUAGAGGGGCAGACCCUUAUGUGCGAGUGUCAUUAGUGGUGCGCGGGAGACAUCUCAAGUCCAAGAAGACCAGUGUAAGGAAGAACACCCUCACACCAUCCUUCAAUGAGUCUUUUAGCUUCCAUGUGACAUCUUCUGAGCUGCGUGAGGCAUCCCUGGUCAUCACUGCCUGGGACUGGAAUGGAGGCGUCAUGAGAGACGAGUUCAUCGGACGUGCUGUCCUGGGAAAGCAACCCUCAGGUCCCAAUGAGAUGACCCACUGGACCAACAUGAUGGGGUCACAGAGACAUGCAGUGGCUCAGUGGCACUCCCUCCAUGCACGCAGCCACUGUGACCAGGUGUCCUCAGCCUCUCGCGCAGUGCCCUGAAGAUUGAUAACAUGGGUGACAUCAGAUCACAGCCAAAAAACAAGGUAAUCUUUAGUAGUGGCAAAUCACACCUGCCCUGUCCAAAGCCCAUCCCUGCUGUGAUGAACAGCAUUUUUUAGGAUGACAUGGCCGGUGGCUAGUGCUGGCUCAGAAUUCCAUACUGUAUUGCACAGGGGAAAACAAUGAGUAGCAAAGUAGAUCUGGUGGUGCACAAGGUUGCCAUUACAGUGGUGCUGUAGUACCUGUUUCCAAGUCAUCUGACUACAUACUUUAUUGUGUUUCAGCUCUUCUCUGGUUUAUAUAGAUUAUGUAUCAAUGUAUUUUUCAUCAGUCCACUACUUUAACCUAAGGUGAAAAAAUCAUUUAGUCCAUUACAGUUCAAGCAGUACUAAUAUAUCAGCCUUGUGAAUAUUCUAUGGUACUGUAACUGCCUCUGUGUUGUGUCAGUGUUGUGAGGCCUCAGGAAAGUGUGCUGCCUUUCCAAAGCUGUUUCAUAAAUGCAGCCCUGUCCCCUUAUGUUAUGGAAACACUGCUAUUGACCAUCAGCCAAUGAUUUGUUACUGGCAGUCCUUAUAUCUCCAAGUCUUCUUACUGUGUUAGCUUGGGUUACUUUAACAUUAAACUACAUCAGGAGUGCUGUGGAUAUAUAGAUAUUAAUGAAUAUUUAUGU
Messenger RNA from Portunus trituberculatus (swimming crab), 2898 nucleotides. Its product is annotated as synaptotagmin-17-like. The record is from RefSeq and is a predicted model, not a curated record. Gene Ontology annotation, cellular component: membrane. Gene Ontology annotation, molecular function: phosphatidylserine binding; clathrin binding; calcium-dependent phospholipid binding. The transcript has 15 exons. NCBI's taxonomy places the organism in Eukaryota, Metazoa, Arthropoda, Malacostraca, Decapoda, Portunidae. Gene Ontology annotation, biological process: regulation of dopamine secretion; cellular response to calcium ion; calcium-ion regulated exocytosis. The coding region runs from base 210 to 2228 and encodes 672 amino acids.